Tricharina praecox is the source of this 1791-nucleotide messenger RNA. RefSeq lists its product as uncharacterized. Bases 1 to 1791 code for a protein of 596 amino acids. The transcript is spliced from 2 exons. The record is from RefSeq and is a predicted model, not a curated record. NCBI's taxonomy places the organism in Eukaryota, Fungi, Ascomycota, Pezizomycetes, Pezizales, Pyronemataceae.
AUGCAACAUCCACUACAGCCGCAUGACACCCCCGAUGCAACGCUUGCAUUCCAACCGCUACCAUUACCACUGCACCCAGCUGCUUCUCCUCUAGCACACUUGACCCGUCCCGACGUCACGCAUACCAUUGUUUCCGGAGUUACCGACAGAGCUGAGCUCAUCGAACGUAUCAAGGCAGGCGAAACACCGACAUGGGUUCCAAACAGAAACCUCUCCGACCGUUACUAUCCCAAUCACACGCCGAGCAGCUCCCCGCGUCCGACAGAUGAACAUCCCGACAGACCGCAAUCCGCCCUGCAUCAGGGCAUAUUCACGAACGAAGCUAGAAGCUCGCAAUUCUCGCUCGGGUCACCCCCGGUAGCCGCAAACCCAUUUCGCAGCUAUGAGCUCACCGGCCGCACGACUCUACCCCCGCCUCCCCUACACACGGCGUUCCCGCGGCGCGAGGUCCCUCCGCCGGGUCAACGUCAUAUCAGAACGCCAUCGCUGUCGUCGAACUUCGUGUUGACGACACCCACAUCGCCGCUCGUGCACUCGUCGAACCCUGACACUGAUGGCAGCAGCGAUGAGUCGGCACGACCGAUCGAUAUCGGCUUCUCGGAACGUAGGGCCCGCCGCAAAUCACUGCCUCCGUCGGCGCUCUCAACUCUCCAGUUUUCGCCGACGAAAGCAUCUUUUGUUCGAAGUCAGACGUUCGGUGCCGGCAUGCCAGCCCACUCGGCCCAGUGGGACGGAUCAUCGCUAUCGCCCAAGUCGCGUCGGCUGUCGGGGAUGGGCGGCACGCCUUCGGAGCUACCUUUUGGGUCCUUCGUGGGCUCAUACGAAGAAUCCAUACUGAAUGGACGCAUGUCCACGACGCCUUCGAAACCGCUCAAUUUCGUGGCACAGAUUGGUGUGCUGGGACUCGGGAAAUGCAAGCAGUCGUUGAGGUGUCCAGCACACGUAACACUGCCGUUCCCCGCCUACUUCUACUCGGUUGGUGAUUAUGACUCACCGUCACCUUACGUCGGAUCGCUCGAUCUCGAUUCCGCUCUCGGCGCCCAGUCCGGCAAGGGCAAGAAACCCCCGCCAGGUGUCGGUGGCUCCUACCGCAUACCGCAGCGCGGACAGCUGCAGAUUGUCAUAAAGAAUCCCCACAAAACCGCGGUCAAGCUCUUCCUGGUCCCCUAUGAUCUCCGCGACAUGGAGCCGGGGACCAAGACAUUCAUCAGACAGAAGUCCUAUUCGGUCGGGGGGAUGGGCGGCGAUUCUCCAGUGAACGCGACAAUGGCACUGGCCCGUGGUAAAGAACGGGACUCACUGCGCUAUCUAAUUCACAUGCAUAUCGUCUGCCCCUCGCGCGGUAGAUACUACAUAUUCAAGUCCAUCCGCGUGGUCUUUGCAAACCGUGUGCCGGACGGCAAAGAGCGGCUUCGCAACGAGACGCUCUGGCCCGAGCCAAAGUUCUCAACAUGGAGAGCCGAGGCGCCGAGUUCUGCGAUCACUCCCACGGCAAAGGGCAGGCAGAGGAGUGCAAGUUUGUUUGGCAUGACGAGGGGCGGCGGCGAUGCGCCACCGUCUUUGCCUCUGUCCAUGAUGUCGUCGCCACCAGAUUAUUGCGCCGGAAACGGCCAGAUGGACGUGGACGAGCGUGACGCCGGUAGUGAUACCAGCAGCACCAGGAGCACAUACGAGAAACUGGACCUGUCAGCUUCGACGAAGGUUCCAGGCCAGGGCCAGGGCCAUGGACUGCUGGCAAGGAAGUUGAAGCUGCUCGAGGUCCAGAAGGCGGCCGAUCGUGAGGUAGUCUAG